AUGAAAAAGGAAACACAAAAAGGACUAUCAAGAAAUCAAAAUCAAAAUCAGAAUCAUCAUCAACACUCACAGCACCGUCAUCAUUCACCUUAUCCAAAUCAACAGCGACGUCAUAGUCUCGGCCGUCAAAAUUCAGGACAACAUUCACGCUAUGGAAAUCAUUUAGAAUUACCGGAACUUUCAGCACCGCACAAUAACAGAAAUAGACGUGAACGCUCUCCUCGUUAUGGAGACUACGUAGAAGAAGAGUACGAUAGAUCAUUCACUGACGAAUAUGAUGUGGAAUGUGGUUACGGUGAUUAUGAUGACUAUCCUUCAGCGCCCAAACGUAAUAGUAGAGAUCGUAAGCCACGACGUGAAAGAGCAGAAAGAUUAGCUCCGCGCAUUAUGUCUCCAAUGGGUUUUGCAGUAGCACGACAGGUACGUAGACGUCCAAGUUACGACUAUGAUGAUGAUUCGAUGUAUGGAGACGAUGCGAGCGAUUAUUACUAUGGUGAUGUUUCACCAAAAGACCGUCCUGUGCCAAUUUGGCUUUGCGUUUUUCUUGUUAUUAGUUAUAUACUAGGAGGAGCUUCACUAUUUGCACAUUGGGAAAAAUGGUCUUAUUUGGAUUCAGCGUAUUUCUGUUUUAUUACAUUGACCACAAUCGGCUUCGGAGAUUUCGUACCAGCAAAGGGUGUUAAGGACGAAUCUGAGCAAUCCAUUGCAUAUUGCUCACUAUAUCUACUUUUCGGUAUUUCUUUACUGGCUAUGAGUUUCAAUUUAGUACAAGAAGAAUUUAUUGCUAAUGUGAAAGAAGUUGCAAGGCGUUUGGGUAUACUAAAAGAUGAAGAUCGUGACGAAGAUGAUUAAUAAGUA
Teleopsis dalmanni is the source of this 858-nucleotide messenger RNA. RefSeq lists its product as uncharacterized. Gene Ontology annotation, molecular function: potassium ion leak channel activity. The transcript has 4 exons. Gene Ontology annotation, biological process: potassium ion transmembrane transport; stabilization of membrane potential. The record is from RefSeq and is a predicted model, not a curated record. The coding region runs from base 1 to 852 and encodes 283 amino acids. Lineage: Eukaryota; Metazoa; Arthropoda; Insecta; Diptera; Diopsidae. Gene Ontology annotation, cellular component: membrane.